GACGCCCUCCGCCUCAUGGCUUUCUCCGUCGGCCUCACACGCUUUAUUGUCUCAAGCCACCCGGAAACAGCAAAAGAGAUUCUUUCGAGCCCGGCCUUUGCUGAUCGGCCCAUUAAAGAAUCAGCAUACGAACUUCUGUUUAAUCGUGCUAUGGGUUUUGCUCCCUUUGGGGAUUACUGGAGAAACCUAAGAAGGAUUUCAUCCACGUAUCUUUUCAAUCCGCAGCGAGUUUCAUCGUUCGGGAAGCAGCGGAGUGAGAUUGGUGAAGGAAUGGUGCGGGAUAUGAAGAGAAUGAUGGAGAAAAACGGGGUUGUGGAAGUUAGGAGAAUGUUGCACUUUGGGUCUUUGAAUAAUGUCAUGUUGAGUGUUUUUGGAAGAAAGUAUGAUUUUGCAAAGGAUGAGGGGUUGGAGCUUGAGUUGAUGGUUAAGGAAGGAUAUGAGUUACUUGGGGUCUUCAACUGGGGUGAUCAUUUGCCUCUUUUGGGAUGGUUAGAUUUGCAAGGUGUGAGGAGAAGAUGCAGAGCGCUUGUGGCUAAGGUCAAUGUAUUUGUGAAGAGGAUCAUAGAGGAGCAUAAGAGGAGAGCCAACGAUGCAGGGAUUGAUGAGGGUGAAAGAGAAGAUUUUGUUGAUGUGCUUCUCAGUUUGGAGGAGAAAGAUAGACUCUCAGAUUCUGAUAUGGUCGCAGUUCUCUGGGAAAUGAUCUUUAGAGGAACUGAUACUGUUGCCAUACUAUUGGAAUGGACGUUGGCUAGAAUGGUUCUACAUCCUGAUAUUCAAUCGAAGGCACAAGUUGAGAUUGAUUCUGUCGUUGAAUCUUCAAAACCAGUACUGGAUUCUGAUAUCCAACAUCUUCCUUAUCUCCAAUCCGUAGUAAAAGAAACCCUUCGAAUGCAUCCUCCUGGACCUCUAUUGUCAUGGGCUCGCCUAGCUAUCCAUGACGUUCAUGUUGGAGGUCACAAGAUUCCUGCGGGGACGACUGCAAUGGUUGCAAUGGUAAACAUGUGGGCAAUAACACAUGAUGAAUGCAACUGGUCUGAGCCUAACAAAUUCAAUCCCGAUCGAUUCAUCAAUGAAGAUGUCAAUAUUCUUGGUUCCGAUUUAAGGUUGGCACCCUUUGGCUCAGGUAAAAGAGUUUGCCCUGGGAAAACCUUGGCGCUGGCUACAGUUCACCUUUGGUUGGCUCAGUUGCUGAAAAGCUUCAAAUUGCUUCCAUCGAGAAAUGGUGUAGAUUUGUCUGAGUGCCUAAAGAUGUCUCUCGAGAUGAAGAAUCCUUUGGUCUGUGUGGCUGUUCCAAGAAUCGAGUAG
This is a messenger RNA of Phalaenopsis equestris, 1305 nucleotides long. RefSeq names its product cytochrome P450 78A5-like. The record is from RefSeq and is a predicted model, not a curated record. The transcript has 2 exons. The coding region runs from base 16 to 1305 and encodes 429 amino acids. Gene Ontology annotation, molecular function: monooxygenase activity; iron ion binding; oxidoreductase activity, acting on paired donors, with incorporation or reduction of molecular oxygen. Lineage: Eukaryota; Viridiplantae; Streptophyta; Magnoliopsida; Asparagales; Orchidaceae.